AUGGCAAACCAGCAGUUAGACUAUAAGUUUCUCCCGACUUCACGUGGUGGACGUUAUCUAGUUGUUGAAGGCUUUGUGUUUCGAUUGAAUCGAAGACGCAACGAUGCUUCAUGGGCAUCUUGGAGAUGCCAGGAGAAGACAUGUGCUGCGACUGUCUCUACUGUGAACGACAUCAUCACCAAGCAUCCCAGCCCACAUAACCAUGGACCUGUCCAUAAUGAGAUAAAGGUCAGAGAGACACUGGACAGGAUGAAGAUGGUGGCCAAGUCAUCUCUGGGUCCGAUACCGACGCUGUACAACGAGGUUCUGGCCUCAGUGAGCGAUGGUCCUUGGACGGAAGAGAACAGGUCGUUCAUCGCAGAAAUGCCGACGUACGACACCGUCAAGAACAGACUGUACCAGGCCCGAAGAUCCACCUUCCCACCCAUCCCAUCUUCCCGACGAGAAAUCGUGAUCCCAGACGAGUUCAAAACAACCAACGCUGGCGAGCCCUUUGUCAUCAUCAACGAUGGCGACGACGAUAAGAUCCUUGGCAUGACGACAACGGUGAACAUGCAACAUCUUUGUGCUGCCGAAGUUGUGUAUGACAAGGCGACUGUUACUUACGACCGCGCCUUCCGUCUCCUGAAGGAAGCAGUGGAAGCAAGAGGACUUCAGAUGUCACCUCAACACAUCCAGGUAAAUUGA
Haliotis rubra (blacklip abalone) is the source of this 687-nucleotide messenger RNA. RefSeq lists its product as uncharacterized. Bases 1 to 687 code for a protein of 228 amino acids. NCBI's taxonomy places the organism in Eukaryota, Metazoa, Mollusca, Gastropoda, Lepetellida, Haliotidae. The record is from RefSeq and is a predicted model, not a curated record. The transcript is spliced from 3 exons.